This is a messenger RNA of Choloepus didactylus (southern two-toed sloth), 1666 nucleotides long. Its product is annotated as ralBP1-associated Eps domain-containing protein 2-like. The coding region runs from base 1 to 513 and encodes 170 amino acids. Lineage: Eukaryota; Metazoa; Chordata; Mammalia; Pilosa; Megalonychidae. The transcript has 6 exons. The record is from RefSeq and is a predicted model, not a curated record.
AUGUACUGCUGGUUUCUCAUCAGUGUAGCCAGUGAGCCCAGUGCUCAGCCCAAGCCUCCAGCUCAGCUUCCUAACUAUGGAGAUUUCCGACUACAGGAGCAGUCUGAACAAGCACCCGAAGCUGAGCUACACCCACAGUUGAACCGAGUCCCUUCUCAGGCUGCAGAGAGUAGUCCAGCAAAGAAGCCCCAGGACAUCCCAUCUUCUCAGCCCCCAUCAAAGCCCAUCCGUAGGAAACUCAGACCUGAAAAUCAAGCUACAGAGAACCAAGAGCCUUCUACCACUGUAGGUGGGCCAGCUGAUAUACCAGCCACAAAACCCCACCCAACAGUCCAAAAACAGUCUUCCAAACAGAAGAAGGCUAUUCAGACUGCUGUCCUCAAAAACAAAGAGGCUAAUGCUGUGCUGGCCAGGUUCAACAGUGAACUCCAGCAGCAACUCAAGGAGGUUCAUCAAGAGCAGAUUGCAUUGGAAAACCAAUUGGAACAACUUCGUCCAGUCACUGUGUUGUGACCCUCAAGGUUCAAGCGAGUGACCUUUUCUGCCAAGAUCUUUCCUUCGAAUGUUUGAGCCAAUUACUUGUCAUAGAUGUCUGAUUGUGUCAAAAGCUGUGAGCAGCAACAUACAAUCCAUGUCACCUUUCCUCUUGCACUUCACCUAUACAUUUUACUGUGGUAGAAGAAAAUACUUCAACUGAUUAUCAGUUUGAAGUUGUAAUUAUCCGUGGAAUUUAUCUCCCAUUCUUAAGUACUUCCUCAAGGUGUUAGAUGCUGCUCCCUACCAAAAAUCAAUCUUCUAGCAAAUAAAAAUGAUCUAGAACAUUAUUUAAUUAAAGAAUUUAUGAUUUGUGCAAAAUCUUACAACCAAGUAACUUCAGGAUGCUUGUUUUAUUUUUGUAGGUGUAUCAAACAAUAGAUUGGCUUCCUAAAUAAUAGAGAUUCCAACUGGAGAGUUUUGGGCAUGAUGACAAUAAAAAGAAAACUAAAACUAAAUAAAAUAAAGCAAAAACAUGAGAUUUAGGCUGGUGCUAUACCCUCCAACACUAUUUGCCAAAAAUUGCUUCUCUAGUGCCAUUUUAAUAUGUCUAGCUAUAGGUAAUACAAGGCUAUUGUUUUCUAUUGAAUGUCAAAGACUCAUUGGGUCUUUACAACUUUGGGAAGUGGAGGUUUUGGCAAUGAACUAUUUAACUUGGCUAAACUAGGCCAUCAACUCAGAUAACUCAGUCCUUUCAUGUGCUUACAAUUUGGGACAAGAGCAAUCUGCUUUAACUGCCUUGCCUAAUCAAAUUAAAUAAAUAAUUGCCAGAUCUCUAGUUUUUUAUCUUGGACAAGGACAGCUUAUUGGUAAAGCAUGAGUUUGGAAACCACACAUCAAAUAUGAAAGGCUGGUGAACCUGUUUGGAUUGAUAAACAUUUGUUGUUGGAACUGAGGUUUCCAAACUGGGGGAGAAGGAGAAAUGUUUUUACUAACCAUCCAACAACCUCUGGUAGUUAUUUGUGUCUUUGUUAUCUUAACCUGGAUUGGGAAUGUAUUGUGUAUAAGGAAAGAAGUCCUGUCCUCACGUUGGUAAACAACUCUUGUGUUCUCUGUGAAGUAUCCACUUGGGAAGUGGUUGGUUUAUAUCCAAUCCAGAGGAGCCCAACUAACUCCAGUGUAGGUGAUGUGA